Molecule: messenger RNA, 3641 nt
Organism: Etheostoma cragini (Arkansas darter)
Lineage: Eukaryota; Metazoa; Chordata; Actinopteri; Perciformes; Percidae
Product: putative methyltransferase NSUN7
Exons: 13
Coding region: 431-2713 (760 amino acids)
Molecular function (GO): methyltransferase activity
Source: RefSeq, a predicted model, not a curated record
GUUGCCUUGGUGACGUAACACGCUAAUGUUCCACAAUGUUAACAGACAUUUGGAAAAGUUUGUUUUUAAGUGGGAAAACUAACGUUACUCUGUUAUGCCUAAAGACUUCAAGGCAUUUUUUUCUUCAAAUUAAUGAAAAGCGAGUCAACGGAAGCAAGGUGGUUUCAGUCAACAUCUGUGGAGACGCCCAUCGCCUCACAACGGACCCAGAUUUACAGCGGGGACUUUAUUGGGAGUUAAAACUUUGCUUCGAGUUAAUGUUAACAGAACGACCUGCAGCAGUGCAGUUAAAGUACCGUUGGCGUUAGCUACAUACGUUACACCGGUAAAUAUGAAGAGUACCGGAUACGAGUACAAUAUUUUCAGAAAAGAAAAGAGGACACUCUUCUCAUAAGGUAACGUUACAGGUGUGAGAAAAUACUCUGAGAAGAUGGUAAGAAAUAAAAACAUUGGAGGGGGUCUUUUUCGCUCUUCCAUGCACAAGACAAAAAAAACUGGCUCCCAGAUUGCAGGGAGCAAGGACCUGACACCGCUGGAGAAGCCAGCCGAUGAUGACAUCCCUGCUGUUUCUCCAGAGCUCCAGACCACCAGCCAAGGUCAGCUGGGCUUUCCAGACAGAGUCUACCUGCUGGCGUCAGUCAUCUUCCAGAAGAACCACAUGAAGAAGCCCGCUGCACACCGGUUGGUGAAUUAUGGAAAAGAAAGAGGGCUCUCUUUACCUGAAGUCAAAGAUGAGCAGAUGCAACGUACAUCUUAUGAGCUGGCCUUCAAUACACUUAAAUAUCAAGAUCUUCUGGAGGACAUCCUUAUUGACAGCUGCUUUUACCUCACUCAGCCAAUGCCAGAUGAUCAGAUGAGCCUUGUUGCCGUCAUGCUCUAUGACUUCCAGGACAGAAAUUUUUUCCCUCGGGAAUGCCAAAGGGAGGACUUGAUCGUGCAAGAAGUUAGAGAUGUUGAGAGCUACCUCCUCAGGUUUAAAACCAAGCUGGCAGCCUCUCUGGCCCGCUGCAGGAUCAAACAUGAUCUCUUGUCCAUUGAGUGUAUCCUGCCGGAGAGUGUGAAGAUGAAGCAGGAGAGAUCAAGCAGCCUUCCACUCUACGCAUGGAUCAACACACAGAGGAGCAGCCUUGAUGAGGUCAGAAGUGUGCUGAAGUGUGCAGGCUUCUCCCAGGUGAAAUCGAUUGGGCAGCUGGAGGACCAGACCUUCUGCCAGGAUCCCCACUGUGGGGAUCUACUGGUGUUCCCUGCUCAGCUGAAAGCUCAGCUGUACACCACCAAGCUGCUUAGCGACCACAAACUCAUCCUCCAGGAUAAAUCUUGCAAUCUGGGCCCAAACGCAGUGUGCUCCCUGCUACCAGAGGAAGGCGAUGUUCUUAUGGUGGGCUUCUUCUCUGGCCUCACUGUCUCCCACACUGCCUCCCUAAUCGCAGAGAAGCAUAAAGCCAACAGCAACGACCAGCCCACGGUCUACAUUUGUGUCAGUGAUCGUACAAACGCUGAGAGGGAGGAGCUGCAGCAGACUGCCACUGCCAUGGGCUGCAAGAAUGUGAAGCUGAUACCAGAGGACUUCCAGUCUUUGAACGGUGGUGACAAGCGACUUCAGAGGGUGCGCGUUGUGCUGUUAACCCCCAAGUGUUCUGUGUCUGCAGUCAGCGACCCGGUCAACUUUAUACUGCAAGAGAAGGGAGACACAGAACUGCUGCAGGACUUAUCCCAGGGCUCCAUAUCCCAGAGCAGACUGGAAGCUCUGGUAGCCCAACAGAUGAGGGAAAUUGAUCACGCUUUGAAGUUCCCUAAGGUUUUGGCAGUGGUGUACUCUACCUGUUCUUCAUACCGAGAGGAGAACGAGGAGGUGGUGAACAGAGCCCUGGAGCAAGCAAAGGCCCGCUCAGAGCAGGAGGGGGAACCAAAACAAGCAAACUUCAGGCUUAGUCCAUCCCCAUUCAGCAUUCCUGACCAUGCCAAGGCUCCAGAGGAAACAGACCCCUUCUUCAUGUUGGAGCCCUCAGAACAGAGCAAUGGCUGCUUCCUGGCUGUUCUCAGCAGAGAGCCUGAGCCAGUGGUGAAAGAGGCACCACAUGACGUGCUUGUCAGGGCUAAUGCUAAAGGCAUACUGGACAGGAUCGGCUCCAAAAAGCCAACAAGAAAAGAGCAGCAUGGACACACCAACAGGAUGACAAAAACUACUCACGCACGCACCUCUCAGUCCCACCUCUCUGUCAGUAUUCGAUCCAAAAACCAAGAGACCAAGGGCAGCAACAGCACUACUUUGUGUGGACAUCAGGAAUUUACUAACAGCCGACAGUCAUUACAAGGAAAAGCCAAAGCAGUGCGCCUGCAGUCCUCCCAGAACACUGUGUCCAGCUCCUUCUCUUCCUCCAAACCAGAAAACAGCGCAACCAAGAAAAGCAUCCCCCCUGUAUUAAGCACUACAACUUCCACCACCACUCUGCAUCCCGUCCCUCCCCCUGCUUUCCCAGCUGCCCCGGUUGUCCGUCCCCGCAGAGCUCAUCAGGAGGUGUUGAAGCCUGUGGUGCUCGUCCUGCCUACUGUUCGCUUCCCCGACUUCUUCCCACCCCUGCACAGCCGACCAGGACGCAGCCCCAGCUUUACCUACAACAAGUGGAGGCCCGCUGUUCAGAGUGUACCCCCCUCCCGCUCCAGUGGCAGUCUCUCCAAGGAUGCUAUGGUCAAAUCCCAGCCUUUGUUUUAGGCUCACAAACACCAACACAAAUAUAAAAGAAGUAUUAAUAAUUUUGCCAAAUGCUUACUUAAAUAAAGCACUAAGCAUCUAAAUCUAACAGCAAAAAAUAUACGGUGUUGUUGAUUUGCCAAAUUACAUAGAGCAUUAGAAAAAGAAAGUCACCUUAAAUGCUUCUAGAGCCAUUUUUACUUAAGAUUACAAUAUAACUGUGACAGUGUCUUUGUGUGCUAUAAAGAGCGUCAGAGUCUAAUCAAACCGCAUGUAUUUAAAGGGCUGGACUGAUAUCAUUUCAAUGUCACUACAUGAUGAACAGCUACCACAGAGGGUUCCACUGACCUAAACAACUGAAGGACGUAUUCAAGAAACUACUCUUUUCUCUUUUGGUAAUGCAUUUAUUGUCACAACAGAUUACAUUCACAUGGUGAAAAGAUGAGUGAAGAACAGAACUGAAAUGAUUUACAGCAUCUUUCUUGGUUGUUUUUUUGCGUGUCUUUUUUCAUUUUGAUCGGACUGCAUUCAUAGAGUUUAUGUGGAGUGCAGGUAUUGGCCACGAGCCAUAGGAGCUGUAUCAAGUUUUUGAUAGCAGUGACAGCAGACAUAUUUACUGCUGUGUGUAAGUGUGUAUUUUGUUUGUGAGUGGGAGUAGACUGGCUGGAUUUACUGAUGAAGAGAACAUAUCGUUAACCCUUACCGUGGGGCACAUAUUUGAUCUUUCCAUGUUGUCCAACUAUUGUGCACCAGUGUUCAUAUAGCCAUGUGUGCCUCACAUCGGCCAUCUUUCUUGCUACCACGUCAAUCUUGGGUGUAUGCAUAAAGAUUCCUGAGGAAAUUGUUAUUAAGUCAGAAUUUAAGCAACUUAACAUUCUUGAGCUUUUAACUCAGUUUCUUUAUAAUAUUUGCAAAACAAUCUUAACUAAUUAAAAGCUUCUAAAUACUU